UGAGUGGGUGCACGCCUGCUUUUUGGAUGUGAGAAUAUUUUUCAGUGUUCGGUUGCAGAUGGAUGUGACUCAUAUCAAGAAAGAAAGUACGUUGGAUUACAGUAUAGCAAAGAUUUCCCAACAAGAACAUGAGAAUGAUAAUGAACAGACACAAGAAGAGUAUAUUUUUGUGAAGCCAGAACUGGAAGAUUGCACGGCCGAGGAAUCGAGCAGUGCUCAGGAUCCUCUCAGUCUAGACACUGAAGAUGUACAGUUUGCGGAAACAGAGGAUUCAGGUCUGCAGCAGAAGAGCUUCGUUGAGGAAGUGAAGGAUGUGAAGUUGACAUUUGAAGAUGUAUCCAAUUCGAGAGCCCAGCACGUUGAGCUGUCACCAAAUGAUGUUGGCUUUUCGAGGACAGUAAAUACGGGAUACAAAGUACCAAAUGAAGAUUCUCCUUUUGCGAAAGGAGAACGUGAGGACCGUGCUGUGCUCCGUACGGUCGCAGUUGAGGAAGAGGGAAAUUCAGACCUGGAAGAGGAAGGCUCCGAGGAUGCAGAAAGCGAGGAGCAGAUGGUGACGUGCGACACGUGCCGGAAAGGGUUCCCCUCGAGGAAGGCGAUGGUAGGCCACACCUGCAAGGCAGCUGACGUGGUCGCCAGGGAGGGCACUGCGCUGCCGCCCAACGCGUGUGCCGCCUGUGGGGAAGUGCUGGCGACUGCGGAGCUGGCGCGCCGGCACCCGCGCUCGCAGGAGUGUCCGCACAACCGGCAGCUGCCUGGUGGCAGGGCCAGGGAUGUGUCCGAACCGGGGAAGUUCGCUUGUGACCAGUGCCCGGCGCGGUACGGUCGUCGCAGCCACCUACUGCGCCACCUGCGUGUCCAUAGUGGUGUCAAGCCCUUCUCCUGCUCUACCUGUGGUAAAGCGUUCCUGGACCCCAGCUCUCUCAAGGCACACGAAGCCACACACACGGAUGAAAGGCCAUACGUGUGCGGCCUGUGUGAGAAGCUGUUCCGGCAGUCGGCACAUCUGAGAGCACACCUGCGUACGCACACGGGAGAGCGGCCGUUCGCCUGUGAGGAGUGCGGAGCGGCGUUCGGAACUGUGGGUACACUGGCCAUCCACCGGCGGCAGCAUACGGGCGAUCGGCCGUACGCGUGCAGCGAAUGCCCGGCCGCCUUCACCACUGCCAGCAACCUGACGGUGCACCGGCGUACGCACACGGGCGAGCGACCGCACGCCUGCACGCACCCGGGCUGCGGGCGGGCCUUCAACACGGCGCACAACCUGCUGUCGCACACGCGUGCCGUGCACGCCGGCGAGCGGCCCCACGCUUGUCCGCAGCCCGGCUGCGGCCGCCGGUUUUCCCAGAUAAGCAAUCUGCGCUCCCACACCCGCGCCGUGCACGAGCACCUGCGGCCCUACGCCUGCGACCGCUGUCCCGCGUCGUACUCCUCCGCCAGCUACCUGCGCGCCCACCAGCGCUCGCACACCGGAGAGCGGCCUUACUCGUGCUCCUCGUGCGGUGCCGCCUUCGCCACGUCCGGGGGACUCCGCCAACACGAGCGCGUCCACUCGGGGGCGAGGCCGUUCGUGUGCCCGGACUGCGGUAAUGCGUACAAGCAGGCUGGCAGCUUGGCGGAGCACCGGCGCUCCCACACUGGGGACCGCCCACUCGUCUGUGGAAUCUGCUCGAAGACCUUCGCUGCUGCCAGUAACUUCAGGAAGCACCGCCUCAUGCACGAACGCAAUGGUGACUGUACUUGA
Schistocerca nitens (vagrant locust) is the source of this 1744-nucleotide messenger RNA. Its product is annotated as zinc finger protein ZFP2-like. Gene Ontology annotation, biological process: regulation of transcription by RNA polymerase II. Bases 59 to 1744 code for a protein of 561 amino acids. Lineage: Eukaryota; Metazoa; Arthropoda; Insecta; Orthoptera; Acrididae. Gene Ontology annotation, cellular component: nucleus. The transcript is spliced from 6 exons. Gene Ontology annotation, molecular function: RNA polymerase II cis-regulatory region sequence-specific DNA binding; DNA-binding transcription activator activity, RNA polymerase II-specific. The record is from RefSeq and is a predicted model, not a curated record.